Messenger RNA from Lactuca virosa, 984 nucleotides. NCBI's taxonomy places the organism in Eukaryota, Viridiplantae, Streptophyta, Magnoliopsida, Asterales, Asteraceae. The record is from the annotation of a GenBank genome assembly.
AUGAAUGUGAUGAAUAUAGACAAUGAAGUUGAGUUAAAUGAAAUAUUGGAAGAUGGAAUUGGAGAUGAAGAUGAUGAGGAAGCAUCUUUUGACAAUAAUGUUGAAGUACCUUCAACUUUUACUAAUAUGGAAGGAAAAAAUUUGACUAUUGAUGACAAUUGGAUUAUGACACAAUCAACGAAUAAAAAUGAUUUUACGCGAAAGUUGGGAAAAGAUUCUUUCAAGGAUAAAGAGGAACUUGUUAGAGCAGUCAAGAUCCAUAGCAUUAGGACACAUAGACAAUUUGAGGUUAUUGAGUCACGCCCAACUAUUUGGACUCUAAGAUUCAAGUUAUACUUACAAUCUAGUUGCAAAUGGAAACUUCAUGCAAGUAAACGUAUAUGUAGUGGUUAUUUUGAUAUCACAACGUAUACUAGUCCGCAUAUUUGUUUACACUAUAAGCUUUCUCUAGACCAUCCAAACCUAGAUGCAAGCGUGAUUGCUAUGGAAACUAGGCACCUUAUAAAAGAGCAACCUUCUAUCAAUAUUCUUGAUUUGAGAGCUGAAAUAGUUGAAACAUUGGGCUAUACUCCUUCAUAUAAGAAGAAUCAUGUGGUGAAAGACCAUGAAGGCAUAUGUCUAAUAUCUGAUCGUCAUGGUGGAAUUCUUAAGGCUGUCAAUGAGCAUGGGUCUCCAUCGUUAGAGUCGCGUGGUUUCAUAGAAUUGAAAGCUUUAGCUUAUCGUGCCGGGAGUGAGAAUCAAAUUCGAAAGUUCAACUCCAUCAUGGAAGAAAUUAGGAAGCAAAAUCAACGUGUUCGACAAUGGUUGGAGAGCCAUCCACUUAAUAGAUGGACACUUGCACAUGAUGGUGGAAGAAGAUAUGGGUUGGUCACAACAAAUUUGUUAGAGAUUUUCAACAGUGUACUUAAAGGUGCUCGUUUUUUUUACCAAUCACAGCUUUUGUGCAACUUACAUUCUAUAGAAUGGUGCAUUAUUUUGAGGUGA